Ilex paraguariensis (yerba mate) is the source of this 1324-nucleotide messenger RNA. NCBI's taxonomy places the organism in Eukaryota, Viridiplantae, Streptophyta, Magnoliopsida, Aquifoliales, Aquifoliaceae. The record is from the annotation of a GenBank genome assembly.
UCUCUCUCUCUCUCUCUCUAUCUCAAACUUCUCCUUUCCCUCUCUACUGAUACAUUUUUUAAGAUUUCAAGUAGCCACUCUCUGUCUCUCUCUACAUGCUGUAGAACAUAGAGAGAAGCUGGUCCCUAUAUAAAUACCUCUCUUACUCCCUCUCUAUAUAAUUUUGUUGUGUUUAUAUGUAUAAGCGCAUAUUCUCUCUCUAGUUUCUCUCUCUUAUAGCUCGGUUCUCGAGUGCAAUAAUAUUUUAUUGUUCAAACUCUCUCACUCUGUAAGCAUGGACAGGGACUAGAACUUUCUCUGUCCAAAUUGGCGAUGAUGAUCAUGAGAGGAGUAUCAUUGUGAAGUGUUGUAUAUAUUCAUCCAUGGCGUAUCCGAACCAUUUGUCACAAGAAAUGGCUUCUUUACAACACUACUCAGACCAACACUUAACCACCGAAAACACCUCCGUUCUCCGUAAUGUUCUCCCCCAACAUCUAGGCCAAACGUCACCAGAUGCCGCCGGGAAGCCACCGGACCAGCACAAUCACCAACAACCGGCUCAGGUCGGUGUCGGUCCGACGUGGCUCAACAGCGCAAUUCUGCGACAACAGAGCCAGUACGGAGAGGGAAACUUCUUGAAUUUGCACACGAAUUCGGACCCGAGGACGUCGCAGACGCCGAAUCAAUGGCAUUCGAGGCCGAUUCUGCAGAGGAAUAUUAGUGAUGUGAGGGACGAUGUUCAGGUGUCCAACGAUUCAAUGAUCGCUGCGGCUAUUUCGCAUGAAUCGGACGAUUUGAACAACAACAACGAAAACAACAGAAACAUUGAGAGCAAUAGAGGCGGUGAGCUAAAUGAUAGCGAAGUCGGUGGCGGCGGUGGCAGUGGUGGUGCUGAUGGAGUUGUUAAUUGGCAAAAUGCGCGAUGCAAAGCAGAAAUUCUAGUGCAUCCGUUGUACGAACAGCUUUUAUCCGCUCACGUUGCGUGUUUGCGAAUUGCCACGCCGGUGGAUCAGUUGCCGAGGAUCGAUGCGCAGCUGGCGCAGUCGCAGCACGUGGUGGCCAAGUACUCUGCGCUUGGACAUGGUAAUCUUGGUGAUGAUAAGGAGCUUGAUCAGUUCAUGGUAAGUGUUUUGUGCUCUGUUUUUGUUUUUUUAAUUUGCCUUAAUUUUAAGUUUUCCUUUGAAUUUCUUGUUCUUUGUGGACUGUUGUUAUUAAUUUGGGGUAUCGUAUGGGGAUAGCAUUUAUGAGACUGAAAAGGGAACUACUGUCUUUAUGCAUGGUAUAUGAUUAUUUGGAAUUUAAGGCUUUUCCGGUGAUUCAGAGUUUGUUUUAUGUGGUUUAUUGC